CAGCUGGGACCAGUGUGGACCUCUGAGCUCGACACCAUGGGGCAGGAGGGGAGCCACACCGAGGGCAUGGACCUGGCAGAGAUCCAGGACCUGUGCAUCGUCUACAUGAGGGAGUGUCCGAGCGGAGCCCUGCACCUGCACGAGCUGAAGAGGAUCUUCGGAGUUCCCAGCAGCUCUGCAGAGGAGUCCCUCUACAUCGAGACGGUGUUUCACUCCUUUGACACAAACAAGGACAACACGCUCGACUUCAUGGAGUACGUGGCAGCUCUUCAUUUGAUCUUCAGGGGAAACCUGGAGGACCGACUCAAGUGGUCUUUCAAGAUGUACGACAAGGACGGAAACGGCAAGCUGGACCGACAGGAGGUGAAACACAUCAUCCGGAUUAUUUACAAAAUCAAGCUGCAGACGAGUGACGUCAGUUUGUCUCCGUCUGAGAUCUGUGACAGGAUCUUUGAUCUGGUCGACCAGAACCAUGACGGUCAGAUCACGCUGUCGGAGUUCAUGGAGGGAGCUCAGAAAGACGAGUGGGUCAUGAACUUGCUGAAGCUGGAUGUCAACGCCACCGGCUGGGUCAUCCAGAACCGUGAGAGAGUCCCGUGACCCUGAGGCGUGGUGGGCUCACCGCCCACGUGUUCCUGGUUUGAGCCCGACUCUGAGGCUUUGUGGUCAGACCGCAGGGUUGAAAUGACAGUUUGCUGUGAGCUUCCUGUGACUCUGAGCUGGAGGGCAGUGCAGCUGCAGAUCUGUCGGGAUUCAAACGUUUGGUGCGAAGGUUCGAGGUCGUGGCUGCACACCUGGAGUGUCUGCACAGAGGAAACGUCUCCACUGAGAAACAAUACUCAGAGAGUUUCACAAACACACAUCUUAUAUAUUGUUGGAGGAGGCUCAGUGAGAAGCUCCAGCUGAACCAGGGAGAGGGGAUUGGAACAUCUGAGACUAGUUGGACCAUCAACUCUCCCUGGAUUCAAAAGGCAGAGAACAUGGAGAGGAACUCGCUGGAACAUCAGGAGGAGAUCAAACCGCUGCAGAAGGAUCAGACUCUCCAGCUGGAGGAGAAGCAGCAGAGAUGGAGGAACUGAAACAGCAGCGGGUGGAGAAACAGAGGGAAGAACAGAGCAUCACCGUCUGAAAACUGCCGUCCAGCUUUCAGCUCAGUCUGUCCUUCAUGACUUUCCAUGUGUCUCUGUGUCCAUGUCUCUCCUCUGGCAGCUGCUGCCUUUAGAAUCCAGGGAGACUUGAUUGUCCACCUAGUGUCAGAUGUUCCAAUCCCCUCCCCCUGGUUCAGCUGGAGCUUCUCACUGAGCCUCCUCCACAUAUGUGAUAUACUUAUACACACAGUAUUCAUUAAUAUUGCAUCUUUUUACUUUUAGAAAUUAGAU
Molecule: messenger RNA, 1379 nt
Organism: Platichthys flesus (European flounder)
Lineage: Eukaryota; Metazoa; Chordata; Actinopteri; Pleuronectiformes; Pleuronectidae
Product: guanylyl cyclase-activating protein 2-like
Exons: 4
Coding region: 37-600 (187 amino acids)
Biological process (GO): visual perception
Cellular component (GO): photoreceptor inner segment; cone photoreceptor outer segment
Molecular function (GO): calcium ion binding; calcium sensitive guanylate cyclase activator activity
Source: RefSeq, a predicted model, not a curated record